Beta vulgaris subsp. vulgaris (sugar beet) is the source of this 2290-nucleotide messenger RNA. RefSeq lists its product as hypothetical. The record is from RefSeq and is a predicted model, not a curated record. NCBI's taxonomy places the organism in Eukaryota, Viridiplantae, Streptophyta, Magnoliopsida, Caryophyllales, Amaranthaceae. The transcript is spliced from 4 exons. Gene Ontology annotation, biological process: chloroplast organization; regulation of DNA-templated transcription. Gene Ontology annotation, cellular component: chloroplast. Gene Ontology annotation, molecular function: double-stranded DNA binding. Bases 201 to 1376 code for a protein of 391 amino acids.
UUCCAACAGAUAAUGUGCUAAAGCGUCCAAUAAUCCAUUUUGGAAGCUUAAGCGAAAUUUACAGACAAAAUCUAUCUUCAUCUUUUUUGCCAUUUCAUCUUCUGUGCAGAAUUUAUUAUGCCUUACAUCUUCACACUCCAAAGAAUCAUAUAUCCGCUCAAUGUCUGAUUGAGAAAUAAAUUCCCUCAAAAACAUUUACAAUGUCUAUCCAUAAUUUAAGAAGAACCCUAAUUUACAAUUUGUCACUCAAACAUGAACCUUCAAAUCUCACCAAUCUAUAUAAUUUCUCCCAUUUCUCAUUGUUUUCUUCUUCAAUCUCCACUUUGAUAACCCCAACUGAAAAACUCUAUUCUGAAAUCACUAAUUACUUGAUUACCCAUCACAAUUUCUCUGAAGAAUCAGCUUCAAAAACCUCGACUUUUCUCACCCGAUUGAAAGAUUAUAAAAGUUCAUACAUAGUUCUUGAUUUUUUCAAAAAAAGUGGAAUUUCGAGUACCCAGUUGGAGGAAUUAGUCUUAUGCAGUCCUCGUGUUCUUGCUGCUGAUGUUAACAGGCGUAUUAAGGUAAGAGUUGAAAGAAUUAGGGAAUUAGGGUUUUCUGACAUUGAUUUAGCUGAAUUUUUGUGUAAUGUUCCUGCCAUUAUAACCUUACCCAGGUCUGUUAAUGCUAUUGUUUCCUCGAUUUCUAUUUUGCAAAGUGUUUUGUGCUCAAAUUCUGAUGUCAUUAAGUUGUUAAAGACUUGCAAUUGGUUUCUGAGUAAUGAUUUGGAUAAGCUGUUGGUGCCUAAUAUUGAGUUGAUGAAGAAUUGUGGGAUUAGUGAAAUCCAAAUUCGGCGAACUUUGUUCAAUUUUCCCAGGUUUUACUUGGUGAAACCUGAGUUAAUGAGGGAUUGUAUAAGGAGGGUUGAUGAGUUGGGCUUGGGAAAGAAUUCGAAAAUGUACAUUCAUGGUGUUCGGGUUGUGUGUUCGAUGAGUCAGGAAAAGUGGGAAUCAAAAUUGAAUGUAUUCAGGAGGUUGGGUUUUAGUGAAGAUGAUAUAUUGUUAGUGUUUAGGAAGACGCCUCAGACGUUUGCAUUAUCAGAGAAAAAGAUAUUAGAGGUCUCUAAGCUCCUACUUAGCACGGAGAGGGUUGAUUUAACAUAUUUGAUUCAACAUGCGGAAUUGCUUAUAUAUAGUGCUGCUUCUAGAAUUGAGCCUCGGUUGGCCAUCAUCAAUGAACUCGUGUCAAAGAAUUUGCUUAAGAAGGAGCCCACAAUGACUUUUGCGUGUAAGAUGGCUGAUAAGUAUUUCAUCCGGAGAUUUGUGCUUCCAUAUGCUUCUGAAAUUGGCGAGGUUGGUGCAAAAUACCUUGCUACCACAGGGUUUACAGCUAUUUAGCUCUUGCUUGUAGAGAGGAUGACUUUGAUAAUUAACUCAAGGCUGUUCUACCAUAAAGACAUAAUUUUCGACCAGGCUUUGUGAGCUGGGAAGAAGUAGGUGAUGGUUACUGCAAGGCAUACACUGUUUAGUUGCUCGCGUAUCCAUUGAUGGGAAAUUGCUAUGCCUUUUUUUACUGGAGUUCGACUGGAGCCCCUUUUGACGAACUCAUAAAUUGCCCUCUGCUACAGCAUACAAGUCCCUGCACGAAUAUUAUAUUUAGUUUUCACCAGACCGCUUCAAAACCUCAUCUCUAGAGACUUUUUGAAGAGCUAGGAACAGACUGUUUCGAUGAUCGAGUACCUCAAUGAUGCACCAUUUAGCCUAUGCUUCAAAAUUUGGCGUCGAAGAGUUCCUUGGGUAUCUGACAGUGAUGUUUUGAAGGCGUUGGUAGUGGUUUUCUUAAUAGAAUACAGGGAAAGACUAUCCUGUCGAGUAUAGUGUUGAUGAUGAGUUAUGGAAACGAUCAAACUUGAAUGUUGUCAACUUUCUGCGACUGUUUUUGUAUAGAAAAAACAAGUACAGGAAUUUUUGGUAAAUAAUUUCCUUCAUGCUAUCUGCAUUGUCAGUUCCAUGUUUUUGCAGAGCUGGGAAUCGAAAUGGAACUCUUUCAAGGAGACAUUUUGUACUGAGCCUAUUUGUUGAGUUUAAACAUUUUGUACUGAGCCUAUGCCCUAUAGUGUGUUAGUGUUAAAAAUGGUCACUAAGUGUGAAGUUGUCAAAGACUUAUUUGGAAUUAUGUAGUUGAGGUCGACUAGCUACACUAAAGGAGUAUUUUCUUCUCCUCUGGAAACUUUUACAAUGGAACAGUGUUUAGAAACUUGUCAUAUUGCUUGAUGACAUAAAUUAUGGAACAUAGGAGUUGUUCGUUAUCA